CCUACAGAGUGCUCUACGGUACAACCGAUAACGACCUUCUUCAACGCCUAUUUUAUCCAUUCAUAUGCCGAUUUAGAAGGUCACACAGGCGCCGAGGAGCUGCAGACCUGCUGUCCGUGAAGAAAUAUCAAGCAUGUAAUUGAAAUAUUUGGGCGGCGCGACAAAAAAGCCCUCCCAAUAUCUGUUUGGCCCGUGAUUCCCGCGUUCUCCUCGCCCAGAGCUGCUGCCGGGCCCGCCAUGAACGAGGACGCUCACCUGUGCCUUAGGUGUCGCGCCACCAUCAUCGGCCUUGACCAUUACGUGGCACACAGGCAGGCAGGAUGUGUUCCGGACACUGCCCGCCAGACCAAGCAGCAUCCUGAGGCGUCCACGGCUGACAGGGAUAUGAAAAGCUACACUAAGAAACACCCCCAUGAAACAGAAGGAUCAAGAAGUCCUUCCGAUACAUCCUUUCCAGACAACACCCAUCCACUGAGCCAAGACAGCGAUAGGAUCAUAGCUAACGAAAGACAUGACAGCACCACUACCAGUCAUAAACCAGAGAAUGUAAGUACGGUAAAAUAUCAGUCCUCAGAAUCUGCUUUAAGAGACUGCUACGUCGAUCAAGCCGGACAGGCAUCAGAGAACUCAGGCCGCGCGGCGGAUGCCAGCUCCCUCCAUGAACCAUAUGCGGUGAUAGAAGAUUUUACUGCUUCAUUACCCCAACCACAUUCCGAAGCCUCCAUCAGUGCCAGUCACCCUGAACUGAAGCACAAGUCCCAAGAAUCCCUGGGCCUCAGCCACAGACCAAGCUCGUCCCAGGCACCCUUCACAGGUUACAAAGACCCCUUGCUCCUUCAUGGUCAUGAUACUCCCAACAUCUUGAGGCACUUCGACUCCUUCAGUGACCAUCAGAAAAUUCCCCAUGAAGGCGAGUCUGAGUCCCACAGCGAAACUAUGGCGCUUUUCAAAGUUUCGUCUUCUGCAUAUGAACUUGAGAGUCAAAACUUCGAACCAAGAUACUCAGACUUUUACUCCAUUCAGCCCACGCCACAGGAACCGCUGCUGACCAAUGUGUCAAACCUGGGACAGAACAAGACCAAAGGGGUAACACAGGGAGACAUCAAACUGUCGGAUAACAUAGAAAACCAAAGUCUGAAAGACGAAGAAAUAACUAAAGAGGAUAGGUACGAAAAAGACGUCCAGGAGGAAAAAGAAGAGUUUCCGAGCUCAAGUCUGAAAUUCAGUGAGUCUGGAAACACUGAUGAUGUUCAAGCGAAACCAGACCUUCGUCAAGAUGAUUUCCUCUCCUCCCUAGAGCUUCGCAGCAGCGUGAAGGUUCCGACGAAGAGGCGACACGAGGAAGAUGAUGACAUUGAUGAAGAUGAAGAUGACGAAACGAGACCUCCUUACCACCACACAGGAGGAAAAUGGAGGCCGGGCAGCCGACCUCCGCCUUCAGUGGGAGGGAAGUGGAGACCAUCAACGCCGAGGACAGAACUUGAGGAAGAAGAUGAAGAGAUGGAAGUAGACUACACAGAAGAGGAGGACGGAUCCUUGAUGCCUCCUCCUCCAACCUACACUAAGGGAAAGUGGUUGCCUGGCAAAAAGAUGACAAAUAUCAUAAAAGUUGGGAGUACAAUUGAGUACCAUUGCCAGGCAUGCAACCGCGUCCUCAAGGGUAAGAAGGCAUACGAAAGACACUUGAAGUCUCAAUUGCACUUCGUCAACGAAAACAAGGCAUCAGGGCAGAGAAAACCAAAAGUAUCAAAAGAGAUUCCUCCGAUAACAGAAUCCACUAGACCCGUCAGAUCCAAAAAACUGCAAGCUCAGAAUUUUCUCAAGUCGACCAUCGCUCAUCUCAAAAGCAGAAAAAUAGGUUCCCACAAUGCCACAAGCGUCAAGCAAGCAACAAACCGAACGCUUACCUGGAAAGGUGUGACUGGAUCCUACCCUCCUGACAUUACUGGAGCGCAAAGCACUACUGAAGAAGAGGAGCAACCAGUUGAUGAAGAAGAGGAAGUACAAAAACUCUCGUCGGCUACCCCAAAAAUGUUAUGCCCCGUCUGCAAGCUGUCUUUCGGAAAGGCUUAUGCUGCAUUGCAUUUCGCUUCCUUAGCUCACAUCCACAACGAAUUAGAGGAGCGACAAAACAAAAGCAAAGAAAUUGAUUCAAACUUUGACAAACUAAUAAUACAAAACAUUGGCGCCAUUGUUAAAACAUCUUCAUUCUUUUGUGAAAGCUGCAAAUUUUAUUGUAACCUUCACGAAGACUUUCUCGCACACAUGAAAACACACACAGAAGAUCCUGAGGAUGACGUAGUCAAAACAAUGUUCUCCUGCUCCGCAUGUUCCGACGAAGACCCAAUGCAACUUCCUGCCAUUUUGCAUCACCUGCAGACUCCCCAUCACGCGUGCAAUGCCAGAGACGUAGUGCUGCAGGCCCGGCAGGUGAUACUGUCCAGCAGGACCCUCGUUGUUUGCCCCCUGGGUGAUGGAACCUUCCGCUACCACCGAGAGUACCAGACCCAUCGCAGGAUCCACCACCAGGAGCCAGGCUUCCAGCUUUCCAACCAUCGAGUAUUACGCUGCUCUCAGUGUGACUUCAAGGCCGUGCGAAAGCAACAAAUCCGUACCCACAUGAAAGUUCACGAAGUUCCUCAAGGCACUAAUGACUCCUACCACUGUUUUGUGUGUGGACUCUCCUUUUCGACGACGCGUCAGGCCGAGGUGCACCGGAGGUCUGCCGAGCACCGCACAACCCUGUGGCGGCAGCGCGGCGUCUCGGUCAGCAGAAUCUGUAACCUUUGUUACGAGGAGGUUGAGGACCUGCCAGCGCUGCGGCAACACAUGUCUAAGACGCAUCAGAAGGACUGCACACCCUGUCACCUGUGCGGCAUAGUUCCGCCACUUCGCUCUGACCUCGCCAAACACCAACGUGUGUGUGAGGGCGUUCCUGGUGACCUAGAAGGAAAGCACAAAUGUGACCUGUGCCCCUUCAAAAAUGACCUGCUCGCCCACGUCCUUACCCAUAAGACACUGGCCCACAGUGAGCGGCAGACCGACGGCCGCUACGCCUGCCACAUAUGCAAGACGAAGCUGCAGGCGGCAUCAGUGAAGGGCCACAUGUUAAGCCACAGCAACGAGUGGCCACACGCCUGCCACGUUUGUUCCCGCAAGUUUCUGCAUCACGACUGGCUUGAGAAGCACCUCUCAGCCGUUCAUACCUGCGGUGCCCACGUCCACUCUGCCCAGAGACCCGCCCUCUGCGACACAUGCGGGAAGACCUUCUCCAACAGGUGGCACCUCUACCGUCACCAACUGGACGCCCACGCCAAAGCCUCUCCCUCGGUGUCCUCAAAGACGGAUCCUGAGGCGCCAGAUUCCCCCCGACCAGCCAACAAAGACGCCUGUCGCCCCCCCUCCCAGCGCCUGCCCAAGACCAAAGAACCUCCAGCCCGAUCCUUCCUGUGUGACGUGUGUGGCAUAAAGUGCCAGACGCUCACCAUCCUCAAGACGCACCGGCAGUCCCACAAGCGGGGAGAGGGAGACAAGUAUGAGUGUCCCCACUGCAACUACGCCACCGGCCACCUCCCCCAUCUGCGGCGCCACCUCCGCCUCCACACCGGCUCCACGCCCUACUCCUGCCCCUACUGCGCCUACGUCUGCAACAACCAGGAGAACCUUCGGAAACACAUGCUGAAAACCAAGCGUCACCCCGGGAGGUUCAUGUACGAGUGUCGGCUGUGCAUGCCGCCCCAAGACCAGCCAGGCAAGGACUCGGUCGCCGCGAGCAGCCAGUCGCUGAACCCAGAAACUUCCUCGCCGCAAACUACAGACUCUUCAGCCGCCCAUUCACUGGAACCUGAAUCGUCUGCUUCCGAGUCCCACGACCCUGGAGGAUCCUUCUCACACCAGCUUAACCCUCAACCUUCCUCCUCACAAACACAGGGGUCUCAGGACCCCCAAACCCAAACUUAUGAGGCCUCCAAGCCCCAGGCUGCCGGCGGGUGUCAUCCCCCAGGACCAGAAGCGUCGCUUCCCCGCGAGGCUUCUGUGUACUCGAAUGUAGAUUCAACAAAUGUUAAGACCGAGAACUCCAACGUCUUUUGCAGUAACUACGCCACGCAGUUUCAUGUCCAUAUCCUCGAGAAGCACAAGGAAGCUUUCCAAACGAAGGAGGAGAUAACGCAGCACAUCCGCAGCUACUACCACGCGGAGCAGGACACCACCGUCACCACCGACCCGCUCCCCUUCGUCCACAAAAAGCGAAGCAGCGAGCCGCAGCCAUCCAGACCCUUGGGCACGUCCCCGAGGUCGUACAGCUCCCGAGCAGCCCGCGCCAGGCGACGCCCAGAACGUCUCCAUAUCAAAGCCGAGACUGGUGACCCUGACGACCCGGCCGGCGAGGGCACCAGCCAGGCCAACGAGGACGUCUUGUCGCAGCUCAGGCGUUCCCUUCACAUUGAAGAGUUCGGAUGCGACAACAAAGCGGCAAGUGAUGCUCAAAAUAAGGAAAUGGAUGUCAGGCAAAGCGCGGAGACAGAGGAUGAAGAGAACAAGGGAGCGAGGAGAGACGGCCAACAUCUUGGGCAAGAAGACAAGUCAACAGGAUCUAGCGCUUCCUUGACCGAGGCCGACGCUGGCGCGGACAGCCGAGGUGCAAGUUCUUGUCUUCGCAGGCCGCCGCCCUCCCUACGGUCGCCCAGCCGCCCGUCCAUCCUCAGGUCCGGGGCGCCGCAAGGGGAGGCCGCGCAAUCCUUGAGGAUCAUGAUACAACAGCUGCAGGGGGACACCACAGUCGAGGUGGAUGACGAUGGGACGCAACAAGUCAUCAUCAUCUUGCCGGACAAGCUCGGGGAGCAGCCGGGGGACGUGGCCACGUUGCUGCCCAGCCUCGGCCUCGCCUCCUCGCCGGACGGUUGUGGUUCAUUGGGCAUGGUGCAGCAGCACAAGGACCUCGAGCACCAGCCUCUGGCGGCUAAGGACGCUGCUGGCGGCGCUGUCAUCAUGCAGACGGACCAGAUGAUCGCCCUGGACACUCAGGUGGUAACGGAUCCAACUAUUAUAUCGGACGAACCGGACGUGGUGGAUCAGCAGCACACUCCCGUGGUGCUGUGCUCCCAGCAGCAGCCUCAGCAGCAACAACACAAACAAGUCCUCCAUUCAGCUCAGGUCUUCAACCCUCUCCAAGUUGUCGCCGAGGCAGCAGAGGCUCUGACACAAAACGAACUUGUCACUCGCGAAAGUCAUCAAAUCCUGACUGUUCCUCACCAGGUCCUGAGCCACGCUCCGGCUAGUGGAGAUGUGCUCACCGAGCCGCCAGCGUCUAGGCCUCCCCAGCUAUUAGACACUACAAUGUUUGAAGCCUCGGGCGUGCGACACUCGGAGGUGACACACGUGACGGAGGGGCACACGGUGUUGCCGCCGAGAGCUACACUGAGCUUCGUCGACGAGCGGGUGCCGCCAAGGAACCCAGAAAAUGCCCCGGAGGAGGGAGAGAUCAUCUACUCGUUCACUCUUCAGUAGGGCCGGGAGACCUCUUCAAAGCAAACGACGAAUCCAAACACAACAGUAUCCAAUGUGGCUUAAGCAAGCAUGUCAUAUCAGCCACUAUAUCUACAUUUGCUUGUGGUAACGCAACAAAUGCAGCCUACAGUAUUCGUUGACAAAGUCAGCCACUCACUAGUUUAAUCAAAUAUAUCCAAUAAAAGGAAGAUAUAUGCAGAAAGCUUCUCCUUUUCAUGAAUAUGCCUCACCCCCAUUUUCUC
Eriocheir sinensis (Chinese mitten crab) is the source of this 5750-nucleotide messenger RNA. RefSeq lists its product as uncharacterized. The transcript is spliced from 11 exons. The record is from RefSeq and is a predicted model, not a curated record. Gene Ontology annotation, cellular component: nucleus. Gene Ontology annotation, molecular function: RNA polymerase II transcription regulatory region sequence-specific DNA binding; DNA-binding transcription factor activity, RNA polymerase II-specific; zinc ion binding. Gene Ontology annotation, biological process: regulation of transcription by RNA polymerase II. NCBI's taxonomy places the organism in Eukaryota, Metazoa, Arthropoda, Malacostraca, Decapoda, Varunidae. The coding region runs from base 238 to 5508 and encodes 1756 amino acids.